Molecule: messenger RNA, 1227 nt
Organism: Hordeum vulgare subsp. vulgare (domesticated barley)
Lineage: Eukaryota; Viridiplantae; Streptophyta; Magnoliopsida; Poales; Poaceae
Product: transcription factor bHLH106-like
Exons: 2
Coding region: 52-711 (219 amino acids)
Biological process (GO): regulation of DNA-templated transcription
Molecular function (GO): DNA-binding transcription factor activity; protein dimerization activity
Source: RefSeq, a predicted model, not a curated record
GACGCUUCCACGGAACGCCUCCGCUGCCGGUACCGCGAGUGAGGAGGAUCGAUGGCGACGGACGGGGAGUGCUCCACGCCGGCGGCGCCGCGGAAGGGGGCGACGGGCCGGAGCCACAGCGAGGCGGAGCGCAAGCGGAGGCAGCGCAUCAACGCCCAUCUCGCCACGCUCCGCACGCUCGUCCCCUCGGCUUCCCGGAUGGACAAGGCGGCGCUGCUGGGCGAGGUGGUGCGGCACGUGCGGGAGCUGCAGGGCAGGGCCAACGACGCGACGGAGGGCGUGGCGGGCGUCGUCCCCGGGGAGACCGACGAGGUGGGCGUGGAGGAGGAGGGCGACUACCUCCUCAACGCCGCCCCGACGCACGACGACGACGAUGACGACGCCCGGUGGCGGCGGCGCGUCCGGGCAUGGGUGUGCUGCGCCGACCGCCCGGGGCUCAUGUCGGACCUGGGCCGCGCCGUGCGCUCCGUCGGCAGCGCGCGCCCCGUGCGCGCCGAGAUCGCCACCGUCGGCGGGAGGACCCGGAGCGUCCUGGAGCUGGACCACGUCUGCCACGGGGCCGAGCCAGCCAGCGACAGGGCGGUGGCGCUCUCCACCCUGCGCGCCGCGCUCCGCACCGUGCUGCUCAACCGGGAGGAGCUCCUCGCCGCCGCCGCCGCCGCGGACGGAUACAAGCGGCCGCGCCUCUCGCCGGUGCAGCAGCUCAGCUAGCCUGGCUGGCUCUAGCACCCAUGCAGUACGUAUACGACAGCGCCAUGGUUGCCGGUUUCGUGUUGCUGCGGGCAGGCAGGCGAACCUGUGUAUGUACGUACGUGUCGUAUCGCCUGCCAUGGUCGGUUGCCGUACGUGCUUGCUUGCAACCAGCAGUAGGAGACCCGUCAGGUAUACACUGUGGCAGCGGUUGAAUUCUGCAGCCUGCCUCGCGUGCUGCACUGUUGUGUCGUGUCGCGUUCCGUCCAUCUGUAGUUCAGAACAGGCUGAGCAAGAACCGAUCGUUCCUACUGCAGAUCACCACAACUGUUUUGUCUUCACAACUGUCGCUUCUAUUGGCCUGGCCCAUACCCCCGUACGUAGCACAGACCUAGUGCUUCCAUGAAAGUUGCUCAAAUUACAUUCAACUUUUUGUGAACACCAGUUUGAGAUGAGAGCUUUGUAGAUCAAUAAACUGCGAAAUGCACUCAAUUAUGUCUAAAAACCAGGUUUUGCUAUUUGUCAGGCAGCUAAAAA